This is a messenger RNA of Equus caballus (horse), 4955 nucleotides long. NCBI's taxonomy places the organism in Eukaryota, Metazoa, Chordata, Mammalia, Perissodactyla, Equidae. The record is from RefSeq and is a predicted model, not a curated record.
CCCAAGAGGUGGCAGUUUGGGUCGAGUCCUAGCCCCCCUGACACCUCCCUGAGGUCCUGGGGCCCCUGCUCCUUGAGGACCAACUGCUUGUGUUACACUCCCCAGCUCCAGCCUCUCCUUUGAACAUUCCUUCCAUUUUCUGGGGUUUCCACCCUUUUCUCUCUUUCUUGACUCCUCUUCUCUUUCCCCUCAUUUCUAUCUUACACACGCCCCUGCACGGAUGCUCAUCCCAAUCUGAUACGCGCAUCCACCCUACUUGGGUCCUGCUGCCUCUUGGAACUUGGCAGUCCAGCUCUCACAGGGCUGGUGACCAGGGAGCCCCAAGCAAAUGAGAGUCUUAUCUACAAAGUGGGGCUGUGGGCGACGGGCGACUGGUACAUGCUGACCUGGGCGAGGGAUCUUAGACCCUUCUUUACAAGUCAGGAGCUUUCCCAGAAGGGCCUCAGGUUGGCCGUGGUUCUGAGGUUUCCACUCCCUCCACCUUUGGAGUGGUUGAUUGAUUUCUGUGGCCAGGACAGGCUGUGCCCAGGUGUGGCAGGUGUGCUAUUGACGUGCCUCUCUCUGUCUGUCGGUCUGUCUCUCCCUCCUUCUCUGGUUUCGCUUGGCUGGGAGGGGGGGCCUCAGAGGUCAGAGCACCCAGGAUUGCUGUUGGGCAGUGGCUCCAGCCUCCUUUGGCUGGAUGUUCCCCGGGCUCAGAGGAGCUCGUCUCUGUCGGGGAGGGAGGAGGCUGUCCCUUGGAAGAACAGGAUCUGGGCUGAUGCCAGAGAUAAGGUUUGAGGGCGGAGGGAGAGGUUGAGCAAUCUUGCCCUGGAAGCUGCGCUUAGGUCUUCUGACCUCUGUACCAGAGGCUUUCCCUCAAUCUUGGGAAAAGGAACCAAACCCUCGAGCUUUCUGGCAGAGGGUCUUGGAAGCCAGCUCCAGCCAGCAUAUCUGGGUGCUCCGGGGAGGAUAGGCCCGUGCCAGCCAUCUCUGAACAGGGAACUGGGUGGUCGAGCUGGGAGGCACUCGUGUGUGGCUGGACUUGGCCUUUGCUCACAGUGCGUGUGAAGGAAGUUUAGCCAUUCCUUUCCCUCAUUCCCACUCACUGUGUCCCUGAAGCUCCAGCUACGCCUCUGGUGGAACCUUGGGCUUCCUUCCAGUGACGUCCAUCAGCGUCUUUCCCAGGCACCGCCAGCUUGCAACAUGGGGCUCCAUGCCAGGGUGGCAGCGCUGGCAUCCAGAGCCCUCCUUUGCCAGGAACGGGGCCCUGGUGGUCUCCACUCAGCCUCACCCGCUGAGGGAGGGUCUCCCUUUGGGGCCAGGCCAGGGCACUUUGGGGCAUGUUCAUGAAUGGGUGCUUACACUUCUGACCCAGCCCAUAGGAAAGUGCUCCGCACCACUGCCAUUUCCCCCUGGUUCUUUUAUCCCAGAGGCUGAGGGCGUCUUAAAGCAGCAGUGCCAGGGCCGUUCGGGCCACUGUCUUCUGCCCUGGCCAUCGGGGUCGCAGAUGCCAUCGGUCAGGGCAAUCUCCAGCCUCCCUGGGAGUCUCUGGGUUCUUCCCAUACCUGUGUCCACGCAGUUCUUGCGGUAACUGAGCUUAGUCUGCAGACCCCGGCUUCCAGUUUCCCCAGUGGGACAGUGAAGCCAGGCUCUGCUGUUCCGGCUUCCAUUCCCUGCCCCUCUUCGUCUUCAGUUUCCCACUCACUGCAACCCUUCUCCAUCCUUAGAAUGUUGCCCUUGGCCCUGAAGCAUCAAAAGGGGACCAGUGCCCCUCCCCUCGUGGGGUUUAAGGCUCAAUCAAAUCAUGGGAGUAGAGAGCCUGAGAGAACUCCAAAGGAACCUCCUCAGGGCUGGCAGGACAAUUUAUGGACACUUCUAUGAGUCUGGUUAGGUCCAAAGGACCAGGCUGUAUUUUACUGGGGCUUGAUCGUGCUGAGGUUUUGUGCAUUAUUUGUUGCUGGUAGCACCAGGGUCCCACAGAGUCCUGGGCUGUCUAACCCUCAUCCUAGGAAGGAGUGGUUGGAGUUUCUCUUCUCCCUCCUCCACCUCGUCCACCCGUUUCAAACUGAAAUCAGAAAGAGCUUCAGUCCCGUCUGAGCGAAGCCAGGCUCCUCCAUCCUGCAUCGGAGGAGCUCAGAGCCCUAUGACCUCCUCCUUACCACCCGCUCCAAUUGCUGGACUUCAGAUCUGACCCCAGACCUGCCUGCUGCCUCGGGAGGGCCAGCCUCCCCUCCCGUCAUCGGGCAAGAUGCCGAUCCUCAAGCAGCUGGUGUCUAGCUCGGUGCACUCCAAACGCCGCUCCCGAGUGGACCUCACGGCCGAGAUGAUCAGUGCCCCGCUGGGCGACUUCCGCCACACCAUGCACGUGGGCCGGGCGGGGGACGCCUUUGGGGACACCUCGUUCCUCAACAGCAAGGCUGGCGAGCUGGACGGCGAGUCCCUGGAUGACCAGGCCUCCUCCUCCUCCUCCAAACGCAGCCUCCUGUCCCGGAAGUUCCGGGGCAGCAAGCGGUCACAGUCGGUGACCAGGGGGGACCGGGAGCAGAGGGACAUGCUGGGCUCCCUGCGGGACUCGGCCCUCUUUGUCAAGAAUGCCAUGUCCCUGCCCCAGCUGAACGAGAAGGAGGCCGCCGAAAAGGGCUCCAGCAAGCUGCCCAAGAGCCUGUCGUCUAGCCCCGUGAAGAAGGCAAAUGCCGGCGAGGGCGGAGAGGAGCAGGAGGUGGGCGUGGGAGAGGUGGUGCCCCGGCGGAACGGGGCUGCUGCCCCCCACUCCCCUGACCCCCUCCUCGAUGAGCAGGCCUUCGGGGACCUGACAGAUCUGCCCGUCGUGCCCAAGGCCAGCUUCGGGCUGAAGCAUGCCGAGUCCAUCAUGUCCUUCCACAUCGACCUGGGGCCCUCCAUGCUGGGCGACGUCCUCAGCAUCAUGGACAAGGAGGAGUGGGAAGCAGAGGAGGACGAUGGCGGUUUCCAUGGUGACGAUGCUCCAGCAGGCGGUCUCCCCCAGGACCCCCCUUCCGUGGCAGAGGCCCCUCCCCUGAUUAGGCAGGAAGGCAAGGCAAGCCCUGACUUGCCCCCACUGCCCCCCCAGGCUCUGCAGGACGAGGGGUGGGCGGCGGCGGCCCCUAGCCCCGGCUCGGCCCGCAGCGUGGGUAGCCACACCACGAGGGACAGCAGCUCCCUCUCCAGCUGCACCUCGGGUGUCCUGGAGGAGCGCAGCCCUGCCUUCCGGGGGCCAGACAAGGCCCGGGCUCCUCUCGCCAGGCAGCCCGACAAGGAGUUCUCCUUCAUGGACGAGGAGGAGGAGGAUGAAAUACGAGUGUGAGGCGGGCAGGAGAUGGUGGCUGCACACUCUUGGCCUCAUCUCCCUGUGCCCAGCCCGCCACCACCCUCCUCUUUCCUCUCCCUGUGCGUGGGCAGCCAAGAGCCUGGCUUCGGCCACACAUCCUGGACCUCAUAGAUGAGGGGCAUUGGCCAAGCCUGGGCACCUGUGGAGGACUUCGGGAGCCGGCCUGGGUGCCGACGGGGUGCCUGACUUCAUUGCACGCCUUGCUCUCCCCGAGCUCUCUACGACAGGGCUGUUCUGGAAGCAGGAAUCAGUUUUGCCUGGCCUCAGACGGAUGCCAGGGGUCAGCCUGACUUCCUGCCUCGUGCAGCAAUGGCAGGUCAGCCCAGGGACGGCCUGAGGGCCAGAGCUAAGGACAUGGGGCUCACUUUUCCCUCCUGGCGUUUCUGCUGUGACUGGCGGUGUUUGCCAGGGUAAGUGCACGUGGCAGGAGGACCGGGGUGGUCACACAUCCCGGCCCCUCCCUACACCGUCCCUGGCUCCUGCACCGGAAGCCUGGAGCCCCUUGGAGUAAAGCUGGACCGAAUUUGUACACUAAACGCGUCCCCUUCCUGGGGACGAGAACAGGAAGGAAACCCCGGGGCUGCUUGAAUUUUCAAGAAGGGGCCCUUCCGGGACGACACUAGGAACAGGCUGCGGCCCUCAGUCUCUAUGGGUCUGUUCGUUCGUUCUUGUUAUGUUUAAAUCCUUCUAGAGCAAUAUCAGGAACAGUGUUAGUAGGCCUGCCACCAGAGGGAAAAUCCAAUCCCUUUAGAAAACCUUUAUACUAAGCGCUUCCAAACUUUGUUUAGAACUAUACGGGGUGGGUAUCUCUAUGUCGCCGCCCCCCCCGCCCCUUGGCUAUUAACAACUGAAGGCGGCCAGUGUAGAAAAUUUCUGGAAAAUGAUUUUUUAAAAAAUAAUAUAUCAUUCCUAUGGAGGGAUAAAAGCUUUUUUGACUGGGUUAUUCCCUCCCCGCCCCUCCCCCCCAACAAACACUACUUCCCCUUCCCUUCUCAGCUCUGCCAGCUGACCCCCUUCCCCACUUCGGGGGCCAGGGCCCCUGCAUACAGGGGUGCCAGAUUUAGCAGCAAAACAGAAUGCUAGGUUAAAUUAGAAUUUCAGGCAUACAAAGGAUAAUUUUUUAGUGUAAGUAUGCCCCAUGCCAUGUUGAAACACACUUACACGCUAAGAAAUUAUUUGCUGUUAUUCUGAAAUUCACAUUUCCCUGUGUGUCCUGUGACCCUGCCCGAGGGGACUGAGUGGGAGCCGGGCUGUGAGCCCCCGGGGUUAACUGAUGAUGAUCUUUUCUGUCCUGGGAACAGGCUGACGCCCCUCCUCCUGUCCGCUUGUAGCCAUGGCGGGGGAGGGACAGGCAGAACUAACUAGCCCAGGAUCCAGCCCGGGCUGGUGGGCGGGGCCCCCCCAGGCUGCCAGCUUUUGCUGGAUCCUUACUCAGACACUAACUUAGUUCCUGAUUCGAGCACCUCGAGCGGAGCUCCCACGGUGGGGGAGGAAUCGGAAGGUUGUGCAGCCUCUGCCAGCUGCCCUUGAAACCCAUUCAGACCGUGGUCACUUCCAGAUUCUAAACUGUAUAUUUUUCUCAUGAUAUUGUUAAAACAGCGGGGAAACAUUAAAAAAGCCCUGUAGCACA